Messenger RNA from Camellia sinensis, 858 nucleotides. NCBI's taxonomy places the organism in Eukaryota, Viridiplantae, Streptophyta, Magnoliopsida, Ericales, Theaceae. The record is from RefSeq and is a predicted model, not a curated record.
ACAAUCAUUUUCAACAAGUGGAAAGAAAGUCACACACACAACACUAACACAGCCCCACCAACAUAUAUGGAUUCAUUGAAGAAGCCUAACAAGAUCAGUGAGAUAGUUAGGCUUCAACAGAUCCUCAAGAAGUGGAAGAAGCUUGCUACCACCAACAAAACCACCACCACCAUUAAGCGUACUGCUAGCAGCAGCAGUAUCAGCAACAACAACAAUGGUGGCAGUAAGAGCAUCAAGUUUCUGAAGAAAACAUUGUCAUUCUCAGACUACACAUCCAUUAAUUCGACCAAUGAGGCUGUUCCUAAGGGGUUUCUGGCGGUAUGCGUGGGAAAGGAGCUGAAGAGAUUCAUAAUUCCAACAGAGUAUUUGGGACACCAAGCAUUCCAGAUACUACUGAGAGAAGCAGAAGAGGAGUUUGGGUUCGAGCAAGAGGGAGUACUCAAGAUUCCAUGUGAAGUCCCUGUGUUUGAGAAGAUCUUGAAGAUGGUUCAACACAAGAGGCCUCAGGAGCCAGAGCAGCUGUUCUUCUUGCAUUCACAUUCAGGGUUUAAUAAUAACAUGAUUGACAAUGAGGACGACAACAUGAAUUUUAGCAUUACUAAUGGUUGUUACAGCUCCCCCGAUUGUGAGCUUACCCCACCCUCUCACCAUCCUCAGUUGUGUAGAUGAUCAUCAUCAUCAUAUAUCAUCCUUCCUUCUUUACAUAUUUUUCUUUUUUAAUUUUUUGUGAAAAGGCAAACGCAUCCAUCAUCAGGCAGAGAGAGACCAGAGGAUCCAAUAGUAGACUUGAAUAAGACCGAUUUCCUUUUUUUUUUUGUUUUUUUUUUUUUUUGUUUGGAGAUCAAUCAAGUAUUCGAG